GUGUUUUUCUACUACAAAUUCUAUCUGCCCAUGAUGGCAAUCGCAUUUCAGCUGUGGAGAACCCCUUAUCAAGGGGGUAACACAUCACAAGACGGAAUAACCGAAGAAAACUCAAAACCAGUUGACCAAAGAAAGUGUCCCCUUUGUGGCAGAUCUAUUAUUCUGGGCAGGCGUUGACACUUGACAGUUCUAAAAAUGGUGGGAAACUAAUGAAUCUAAAUUUUUACCCCUUGUUUUGGGCUCCUAAACAUCUCUCCACUUGGAAAGACACACUUAAAUUUUAAAGACAAAAUUGAUAGUGUAGUUUUGUAUCAAAAUGCCAGUACUGGAAUUGUUUAUUGUUAUGGACAAUGUCUAUCAUGGAUUGCGACGUUGCUUUGGACCUGAGAAGCCUACUAGAAUAUCCAAAUGGCCAGCUAAUAAUCCUCUCAAAAAAUUGGAAAAACGCCGUCGCAGGAUAAUGAAGAAUAAACGCGUGUCGCGACUUUCGCGAAGGAAUCACUUCCCGAGCAACGAAGAAAGCAAAGAGAGUGUUAUUACCUCAUCUGAACUAAAGGAGUAUUUCACCUGUGGAAAAUUCCCCGUACCGAUUGCUCUGAGCCAUGAACCAGCCAUAGCCCCUUCGAAAGAUCUGCUAAAUCGCCGGCGUCUCCAAAACCGCCCGCUGAUGUUGAAUGCCCGCCAGGUUUUUCAAGUUCAGUGGGGCGGUUGGUGGCAAAGGUGCUGGCCCACUCUUGUGGCAGCCAGUAUGCAGAUGAGCUGCGGAUCCUCGGUCCUUUGCCAUUCGCUGUUGGGGCUGUACGAUGACGACGAAUACGAUCCACCAAUCGUGCUGCUCAUGUGUUACUUCGGACAGGCCUUUAAAAAGCUUUGCAAACAGGCAGAUUUGGCCAUUUGCAGUAAUGGUCAUGGGCCCAAUUACAUCACCACCUCGGCAGCCAUGGAAUUGAUCGACAUCCGCGACUUUUUUCAGCAAAUCAACAAUGCCUUGGUGGACUAUCUCCUCAGGGUCGCUUCCGUUUCCGAGAUAUACACAAGCCAGUCUCUGGAAUAGAAUAACUUGGAAAUCCUACAAAAACUUAUGAAUCAAUGGGCACCGUAAACUCCACCUAGGCUAUACCUUUAUACACUAAAAAGAAUAGGUUCUAGCUAAGUAACAAUCCGAAGCAAAUAAAAUACCUCUUUAGAAUUCAUCUUUAACACA
Molecule: messenger RNA, 1204 nt
Organism: Drosophila subpulchrella
Lineage: Eukaryota; Metazoa; Arthropoda; Insecta; Diptera; Drosophilidae
Exons: 4
Coding region: 317-1054 (245 amino acids)
Source: RefSeq, a predicted model, not a curated record